This is a messenger RNA of Protopolystoma xenopodis, 1083 nucleotides long. Lineage: Eukaryota; Metazoa; Platyhelminthes; Monogenea; Polystomatidea; Polystomatidae. The record is from the annotation of a GenBank genome assembly.
UCCAGCAAUGCAGUUGCUGGUCAAGCCUUCGCUGCGGCAACUGCUGGCGUUCCAACUUGGCCGCCGGUCCUGUUGUUUGGAGUAGAAGCCUGUAAACAACAUCGCGAUAUCAUAGCCGCCAGUAUUCAGAGACCCUCUCGACGAGAUAUACCCGGUGCCUCAGGAGGCGAGGUUCAGGGUGUAAGUCAUUCGACCAAAAGCUUAGCACCAAUUGGAGUCUGUCUGGAGUCCAGAGUCUCUGGAGCCGUUGGCGGAGAUGCCAAUGUUGGUGCUGAUGCGAUUGACACUAGCCAGGAUAACGUUGGUCUGCCUCCGCCUACUCAUCCUACAGCUGGACUAAAGAACACAACUGUGACGUCGGGGCCAGCAUCGCAAGCCGCUCCAAUAGUCGCCAUGGGGAGACCAGCAUCGUUGUCACCAACGCUCAAAAUCGGGCCUGAUUUGGCAAAAGAAGUGACCACUUCUGGUGGGACAAGAGCCCGCCAGUCGGGCGGACGGUCGCGAACUGCCAUUUGGCAGACAACGGGAAUGCAACAACCGCCGCCUCCGUCUCCUCCUCCAGACCAUGGCGCUAGUUCGUCUGUUAGAUCGCCGGGUCCCUCCUCUUGCAUGUCCAGCCUUGCUCCUGGAAGAAUGCUUCCGCAGAGUCCUCCGGAUGCUUCUUCCAUGCUCCUUGGAUCUCCUGCAGCAGACGGCCUGUGCAGUUCUUCCACUCUGCCCUUCCAAGCAAGCACAGGGUCUCCUCCUCCUCUGCCGAUUUCAUCCGUCGCCUCAGGAAGUGGACCUCCCACCUUGUGGAUGCAAUACCAGCGGCCUAGUGGCCUAAUUGCCAAGUUUCCACCGCCUGGACAACAAGCACAUGUGACCUUUACAAUGCUCCAUCAACCGAGGCCGACUCUGAACCUGGGUUCGAAUAAAAAGGUCAAUGUGAUGGCUGCGAUCUCCUGCAUGCGAGUGUUCAAUGUCGUCCGACACUGGAUCACCAAGUUUCCGGGGGUCUUUGUCAGUAGUGCUGCUCGGCAGACAUCAGUACAACUGGGCCGAGUCAAGGAAACUAACCCGCUUACCUCCGUCUUCCAGUAA